AUGGACAUUGCCCUCUUGCUGGACUAUCAUGUGUCUGACGAUUCCAGCCAGGUAGAGAUGGAUGAUGCUCGUGUCAUCAUCGAGGAGUUGCAGGCUUCCCCGGAUGAUUUCGCUGAGUUCUUGUCCUCUCCGCAGCCAAGUGCGGUCGGGGCAGAUGAAGUUGGGCAGUCGCAGUCCAGGACUGAGAUCUCUGACGCAGAACGCGAGCUGCUUGCAUGCAGGACAGAGGCAGACUUUAGGCAAUUUGCUUCACGCCGCGGCGCAACUUGCUACCAAAGCAAGCACUGGGUGGUGAAGCACGCCUGCGGCGCGCGCUCUACAAUGUCUGUCAAUCCUAACCCCAACAAGAUCCGCGAGACCGGCAUGAAAAUGAGAAAAGAGUUCCGGCGCAUUUACAACAUUUGA
Molecule: messenger RNA, 405 nt
Organism: Symbiodinium pilosum
Lineage: Eukaryota; Dinophyceae; Suessiales; Symbiodiniaceae
Source: the annotation of a GenBank genome assembly